This is a messenger RNA of Aspergillus clavatus NRRL 1, 930 nucleotides long. RefSeq names its product cytochrome b5 reductase family protein. Lineage: Eukaryota; Fungi; Ascomycota; Eurotiomycetes; Eurotiales; Aspergillaceae. Gene Ontology annotation, cellular component: endoplasmic reticulum. Gene Ontology annotation, molecular function: oxidoreductase activity. The record is from RefSeq and is a predicted model, not a curated record. The coding region runs from base 1 to 930 and encodes 309 amino acids. The transcript is spliced from 4 exons.
AUGAGUGCAUUGUCGUCUGAAAAUGUUAAUGGGGUCUACAUUCCCUCGGCCUUGCUCGUCUUCGGCACCUUUCUCGUGAAGAAGGAAUUUGUUCCCUACGCAGUGGCCCUGACUGCUGUUCUGGCAGGUUUCAAGCUGUUUACUGGCGACAGCAAAGCCAGAAAGGUCCUUAAUCCCACCGAAUUUCAGGAAUUUGUCCUCAAGGAGAAGACCGAUAUCUCGCACAAUGUCUCCAUCUACCGCUUUGCUCUUCCCCGUCCCACCGAUAUCUUGGGUCUGCCGAUCGGCCAGCACAUUUCUCUCGCCGCCACCAUUGAGGGCCAGCCCAAGGAGGUUGUGCGCUCCUACACCCCUAUCUCCUCGGACAAUGAGGCCGGUUACUUCGAUCUGCUGGUCAAGGCCUAUCCCCAGGGUAACAUCUCCAAGCACUUGACCACCCUGAAGGUCGGCGACGUGAUGAAGGUGCGCGGUCCCAAGGGUGCCAUGGUUUACACUCCCAACAUGUGCCGGCACAUCGGUAUGAUUGCUGGCGGUACCGGUAUCACCCCCAUGCUGCAGGUUAUCAAGGCUAUCAUUCGUAACCGUCCCCGCAACGGCGGCACCGAUAUCACCAAGGUCGACCUGAUCUUCGCCAACGUCAACCCCGAGGACAUUCUGCUCAAGGAGGAACUGGACAAGCUGGCUGCAGAGGAUGAGGACUUCAACAUCUACUACGUUCUGAACAACCCUCCCCAGGGCUGGACUGGCGGUGUUGGUUUCGUUACCCCUGAAAUGAUCAAGGAACGCCUCCCUGCUCCCGCUAGCGACGUCAAGGUUCUGCUCUGCGGUCCUCCCCCCAUGAUCAGCGCCAUGAAGAAGGCCACCGAGUCUCUCGGAUUCACCAAGGCCCGCCCGGUCAGCAAGCUCGAGGACCAGGUCUUCUGCUUCUAA